UGUAAUGUCACUAUGCUGGUAUAGGGGAACCACAUUAACCGCAGUUGUUUUUUACGUCACUUCACAGGCUGACAAGAGAUGGUCUAGCUUUUGAAGUUUUCAGUUAAGUCUGAAUGAGUCUACAGACAUGAAAACGACCGAUCGAUUUUCUUGAAUAUUCGUGAUGUAAAACAACAGGGGAAGAACUUGUGACAGAAAGAAACUGGAGAGAAUGACAAGAAGGAGGAAGCAGUGAGUUACACUCUGAAGUGAAAACAAUCCAUCUAAACCCCAGCUUUGGAAACAACCAUCCUGCUGGUUUGAGAUCUCUCAAAAAAGAAGAGUGAUGACACCAUAAAUGGAGAGAUAUAAGAAAACCCCUGUGCUGUUUCUUCUUCUGGCUCUGCUUUGUGACUGUGCUGCUGGAAACCCUCUGUGCUUCCAUAACAGUGUCUCAGAUCUCACCUGCUACACUGACUAUAAUUCUACUAUCACUUGUGUGUGGAACAGCACGUAUGUGUCUGAUCAGCCAGACAAUGUGUGCACAAUACAAUCCAAAGGGAGAAGUAAAUUUCAUAGCAGUUCAUGUAACCUGGAGCCUGCUGACGUCUCCAGACCAAUGCCAAAGAAGUGCGUCCUGAUUUACAAAAGAGAAGGCAAUUUUGUGACCAACCACCAGCUGUCUAUUCAUCUGAGCUGUAGCCCUGCAAAGCAGAUUUUGAGCAUUUCCUUCACGCCAGCUUGUCACAUAAAGCUGGAUCCUCCGCGACAACCAGAUAUCAUCUCUACCACCGUUUCCUGGUCAACCCGACUUACACCCAAACCGCAUGGAAGAAUCGAUUCCUACAGCUCCCAACUGCAGUGGAAACAAAAGGAUGUGUCAUGGAGUGAUCCCUCUGUGAAAAUAAUUGACACUCAAUGUGAAUAUAACUGCACAGCGGAGCUGGACCCUAAUCAGAUAAUACAAGCCGAGAGGUACCAGGCACGCACCCGAGUGAAGGCCAUUGCAGAGGAUACCGAAUCAAUGUGGAGUGACUGGAGCCCCACUACAUCAUGGGUGUCUCAGAUAGGAAGAACAAAACAACCCCCCCCACCAUCAGAUCCUACUGGGGGUGUUUUUUGCAUUGUUGCUGCGGCAACAGUGUUUGCAGUGUUUCUGGUUGUCAUUCACAUUAAGACAGACAAAACCACCUGGGUUUACAUUGCAAAGAGAAUCAAAGGUCCGCCCCUGCCGAACCCAGCAAACUCCUUCCUAAAUGAUGCAAAUUUCCAGAAUUGGUUGAGCCCUUACUUCACCAGUGAAUCCUUUCAAUCCUUCUUAAAACCGGUGGAUAUCGUCUCUGUCGAGGUAACCUCCACUGUGGAUGCUGUUGCACCCUGCGGGCCGGAGGCGGCACUGCUGGAGAAGAUGAGAAGUGAAAGCAGCCACACGUCGACCAGUUCCAACUUCACCAACCCCAGUUACUCCCAGCUGUGUCCUCCUCCUCCUCCUCCUCCUCCUGUUUCCUCGCUCACUGCGGGGAAUCUGGCGCCCUGCGCCACCGAUACACCUUAUGGACCCGUUGGUAGUCAAGGUGAAGGUAACAAUGCCGAACAGGAUAGGGAAGUGAGAGGGAAAGAAGUGGAGAUCCGCCAGUUGCUCUCCAAAGGCAGCAACAACAGUGAGCCUAUGCCGGUAAUUUCAGACUAUGAGAAGGCUGAGAAGCUCCAGGUCGAGUGCUUCAGGCUCCAGAGACUGGAUUCAGGCGUGUGCAGUGGCGAAGAGGUCAGUCAAGAGAGCUUCGAGGCAGAUAGCAUUAAUCUGACUGAUAGCCAUGAGGACGGGCCUGAAGGAGAGGAGCAGAUGGAGGGAGGGAAUGGCAAAGAAGUAGAUUUGCAGAAGUUGUUUGGAGGCAGCGUAGAUAUUUUAGGCAAAGGCUCCAUUCAGGUUUGUUCCGGUUACGAGCAAGUCCAGAAGCUGCCAGCUGACAGCCCUGAGCUCUGGAGCCUGGAUUCAGACAUUGGUAGCGGGGGCGAGGAGCAGAUGAGUCAGGAGGAAAGCUUGGAGGAUAUUGGGAAGUCCACUGAAUCUACAAGCCUCCUGCCUUCUCCAUCUCCUUCCAGCGUCCUAUCAUACUCCUUGCCCUCUUUCACACCACUGCCUUUGAACUUCUCUGGGCCAGGUUUGAGUCCAGCUCUGCAACCUCUGCCAAGUCAUUUACUUGAGAGGAUUGCUCUAAUUUCCAUUAAACGGUCAGUGGAACCCUCUGGUGACGGAUAUAUGCCAGUUCGACAGGAACAGAGCUAAAAACUGACAGCAGGCCUUACAGUAAAUGCUGUACAAUACUGUAUGUCGCUAGCCUGACAUCGCUAGACCAAAUCGCAAAUGUGUGUAGUCUGAAACCUCUCACUUCAUUUUCCAAUUUCCAAGGGGCGGUUUAAACUGAGGUAGACCAACAUGCCUCUGGACCUGAUUGGAUAGACUGACGUGAUGUAAGAGCGGUCAAAUGUGAACAGACUGCAGCAGAGCCAACUAGCAGAUGAAAGCACUGUUUAAAAAUAAAAAAUAGCAUUGCUCAGAUAUCUUGUUCUGUAGAUAUAAUACAUCUAUUCUCUCCAGCUUCUGGAAUGUAACAAAAUAUGAAUUAUUGGCAGUGAAAUAAUUUGUUACUUACUCAAUUUCAAACAUUUCUGUCAAAUAUACAGUGGUGGAGGUACUGAAUCUCAGUACUUAAGUAA
Perca flavescens (yellow perch) is the source of this 2697-nucleotide messenger RNA. Its product is annotated as colony stimulating factor 2 receptor subunit beta. The transcript has 10 exons. The coding region runs from base 338 to 2266 and encodes 642 amino acids. Gene Ontology annotation, molecular function: cytokine receptor activity. The record is from RefSeq and is a predicted model, not a curated record. Gene Ontology annotation, cellular component: external side of plasma membrane. NCBI's taxonomy places the organism in Eukaryota, Metazoa, Chordata, Actinopteri, Perciformes, Percidae. Gene Ontology annotation, biological process: immunoglobulin mediated immune response; cytokine-mediated signaling pathway.